AUGGGUGCGAGCGACUCUAAGCUAGUAUUCAAGAAGGGCAUCUUCCGCCUCUCUGAAGAACGACACAUCCCCGCCGAUGAUACCUACUGGACAUCAUUCUGGGAGUUGCCCGAAACCUCGGAAGACGUCUUCAGUCUAUUUGCCCCUGCCGACGUUCGCCGAACCCGAGACAAUGCCUUGGAGAAUCUGGAGACAUUAAUAUUAGCCGUGACAUCGCGACUCUUUGUACUCCGUCACCACCCCUCGUUCCCCGAUCCCGAGAUCGCUCCCGACAGUCAUGCUCUCAACUGCAUCCGAGUCCUCACCCGCAUCCUCCCGUUUCUCUACGAGAAAGAGUCGCUCCAAGCCUGGGAGGAGAACUUCUUCUGGGCCCGCCGUCGCAAACGCACCAGGACGUCUCUAAUAGCCAACGAAGUGCUCUUCGACGAGUCGCAAGAGGUCCAGCCUAGACCGCCCGAAGAGUUCGAGGACGCAAAGCCGCUAGCCGAGGAGCUUAUCGACACCCUGAUCGAUUUGCUGUUCUUCUCCGACCUGACGGUCCCAAGACAACCACAUGGCAGUCCCAAGGUCAGCUAUUCGAUCUGGCAGAGCGGCGUGGGCUGUGCGACAUCGAUACCGACGACCAAAGAGCAUGAGAGUAACCGAUGUGAAAUCUUGCGGUUGCUCUUGACCCUGACGAGCCAAAGCAUGUAUAUGUCGCCGAGUGUCUUGCCGCUGAAGGGAGCCCGGGCCCUCACCCACAUAUGCACGUGUCCAGACAAGCAAGUGGUUCUCUCAUAUAACCCUGCCACCUGGCGCGUGCCGUACAACACUCUAGUUUUCAAGGAUCCAAAACAAAUUCUCGUCACAUACACCCUACAAUUUCUCUUGGUGGUUCUGCUCUAUCCUGUCCCAGAGGAGCCAGGAGUUCUGACCCCCAAGAACUUCUACCGUCACUUUGCUGGCAGACUCCAUCGGCCCCAAGAUUUCCAGUUCAUCGUGGAUGGCAUGACGCGGAUACUGCAUCAACCGCUCCAGGCCAAUGCUUCCUAUAUCCCAGGGGCGCAGAACUCAGUUCGGUUCGCUCCCGAGACCAUCAUGCUAUUCUGGGAACUGACCCAGUGCAAUAAACGCUUCCGCUCUUUCAUGAUCGACACGGAACGAGCACAUGACUUUGUAAUUUUCGUUUUAUUCUAUGCGCUCGAAUACAAGGGCGACGCAUCGAAGCAGGGCGUGGUGAGGAUGUGUGCUUUCCUGCUACAGACUCUCAGCGCAGAGAAGAACUUCGGCAUCAACCUCAACAAAAUGUUUGAGGCCCAAGAGACGCUUCCCCCAGCUAUCCGGAUUACUGGCUUCAGGGGAACCUAUGCAGACUUCCUAAUCCAAUCUAUAUAUAAUCUCAUCACCAAGAGUCAGGGAAAGCUAACCGUUAUUUAUCCUGCGCUCCUGGCUGUUAUUAAUAACAUAUCCGCUUACCUCGAGGGACUCAGCGGAUCUACCUGCACCAGACUCAUCCAACUCUAUAACUCAAUGUCAUCCCCUUCGUUCCUGAUGGCGAAUGACACAAACCAUAAUCUACUAAGAUCAUUGUUAGAGUCCAUCAAUGCGAUUGUGGAGCAUCAGUACAAGAAGAACCCUCACUUCAUAUACGCCAUAAUUAGGAAUAGAAAGCGAUUCGAAGCCCUACGCUCUUUCACACUAGAAAGUGGCCAGGAGGAGAUAGAGAGACGUAACCGAAAAAAGAAGGAGGCUGCGGCCUCAAAUGACCCAUUGGAGACUAACUCGACGAGGAGCUCGUUGGAAAGUCUGCGGAGCCCCACAACGUCUAUCACGCAGGUUCCUACGCUCCAUGAUGUUCCCGAGGAUGGAGCAUUCGCCGUAGGUGACGAUGACGACAGCGAUAAUGAGCAACGGCCUACCCCGUCUCCCUCAAGCCAUAGCGAGAAUCCGUCCCGUGCAUCUUCUGUAGAGCCCCAUGCGGAUGGCAGUGGUGUACCUAGACAGCUUCGAGGCAUGUCGGAAAAGGCCAGGGGUAAGAUGCCGGCAGGACCGCGCUUCUCUCGGCAAAACAGCACAACCAGCUUGGGCGGCUACUCUAUAUCCGGCCAGUCCCAGACCGGGGCCUUUGAGCCAACCGCAGAAUGGAUUGAUAGUUGGCUUCCAGAGUUGCCGCUUCAUACCAUCUUGACGCUGAUCAAUCAGCUCACAGCGCUGCUACCUCGCCAAUCCCUUGCUACAGACUCGCCCACGCCGGCAGUUUUACAGAGGAUCCAGGAGAUCCAACUUGUUGGUGUGGAUGCCUCGCCUGUACGGGUUCACAUGUUUGAAUGGUCGCCAAUGGCGCUGGGAUGGUACGAGUCCCUGCUUUGGGGGUUCGUCUUUGCCAGCGAAAUGCAGGUUGCCAGAGGCACUGUGGGCAUCUGGAAUACGACCAACAUCAAGCUCUUCCACGUACAACAGACGGCAGCACAGGGCCCUUCGCUGACUUCCCCACGUGGAGCCGUGGACGCAGUUGGAAGCAACAUUGUAUCUCGCAUCGGAGCUAUCAACCUCCGGGGGGCUGCAGGUCCAGCUGUUCCUCCAGGAGGAGCCCAGGCCCCGCGACGGAUCGGCUAGAAGAAUGUGUGGUGAUGGGUUUCAGCUUGGUUUGUUGGCUGUUGUGCAUGAUUCUUGGAAGGGAAAUAGGGGGAACACAAAUUGCAGUCAUUGGUUUUGUUUGUGGCUGAGGUGCCAUUGUGGCGACAAAAUGACCGGCGUCGUGUGGCGGCGAUCGAUUACACCACAAGUGAGCGGCCUUCUCGGGCUGUUGGGUAACAUGCCUGAGGGUGGAGUAUUGAGGAUGUGAUACUAGGAGGUUUCAAGGACUGCAAAAGGACGAUGGGCGGACAUAAAGUCCAAGGGAGGCCGCCCACAGAUCUGCUCGACCAGGUGCAGUUGAUAGAACAGCUACAGAGAUACGUACAUAACAAAAUAAUGAGCUUCAAGAUCAUCCGU
This is a messenger RNA of Neurospora tetrasperma FGSC 2508, 2973 nucleotides long. RefSeq lists its product as uncharacterized. The record is from RefSeq and is a predicted model, not a curated record. NCBI's taxonomy places the organism in Eukaryota, Fungi, Ascomycota, Sordariomycetes, Sordariales, Sordariaceae. Bases 1 to 2595 code for a protein of 864 amino acids. Gene Ontology annotation, cellular component: Golgi medial cisterna; Golgi trans cisterna; membrane. The transcript has 5 exons.